Messenger RNA from Lathyrus sativus (Indian pea), 486 nucleotides. Lineage: Eukaryota; Viridiplantae; Streptophyta; Magnoliopsida; Fabales; Fabaceae. The record is from the annotation of a GenBank genome assembly.
AUGGAUAAUUCUAUGUCCAACGGAGAUGGCCACUUUAACCGAACAUUCUCGUCUUAUUCUUCCGCUUCACAGAGGGAUGUUCGUUAUAGCUGUGGCUCUUGUGGUUAUGAGCUGAACCUAUCCUCCUCAAACCGGAAUACAACAUCCAUCGGAUCAAAAUAUGGGAAGUCCAUAAAGCGAGGUAUCAUAUCGUUCUUCAAUAUUGAUGAUAACAGGUUUACCCAGGUUGAUGAGAUACAAUGUGUUCCUCAUUUUCAUAAGCAUUCAUGGGGCUUAUUCCGUCGAAGAACUAAGCUUCUCUGUCGAAAAUGUGGAAACCAUAUUGGAAAUGCAUACAAUGGUUUCACUUCUUCCUUACCACUAGUGUCAGACGGAGCAGAAUUAUCCCCUAGCUCCAAAGCGGCCAGGAGUGUGAAAUAUGACAUCCGCAUUUGGUCAUUACAACCUUCAUCUUCCGGAGAAUCUGGAUUGCCUGUAUUAGCUUGA